Molecule: messenger RNA, 3208 nt
Organism: Daucus carota subsp. sativus
Lineage: Eukaryota; Viridiplantae; Streptophyta; Magnoliopsida; Apiales; Apiaceae
Product: bifunctional aspartokinase/homoserine dehydrogenase, chloroplastic
Exons: 18
Coding region: 132-2900 (922 amino acids)
Biological process (GO): aspartate family amino acid biosynthetic process; L-homoserine biosynthetic process
Molecular function (GO): aspartate kinase activity; NADP binding; homoserine dehydrogenase activity
Source: RefSeq, a predicted model, not a curated record
CACUGUACAUAGGACUGAGCCGCCAAUAAUUAGAUUAGAGUCAUAGAGUGACCUCUCUCUCUCAUUCUCACUUUGUGUAGCUCUCCAACUCUCCCAAUAGCCGCGGCACCUCCCCCUCUCACGCCGCCGCAAUGUCGCUCUCUUCCGCCAUAUCUCCGUCAUCUUACGCGGCCAUCGCCGCCGCUUCCUCUGCACGGACUCCCAUUUUCAACAAGAAAAAGACGGCGGCGGUUCUCUCUCCCCUCUCUCUUUUCCAUCAGUCUCCCUCUCUCUCCAAAACAGGUAUAUUUUUGCAUCGGGGAAGAAAGGAGUCGUCGUCGAAGUUUUACAUUGCUGCUUCCGUUACAACUGCAGUUCCUUCUCUCGAUGACUCCGUUGAGAAGGUUCAGCUCCCCAGGGGUGCUAUGUGGUCUAUUCAUAAAUUUGGAGGCACCUGUGUGGGAAGCUCUGAAAGGAUCCGAAAUGUUGCAGAGAUAGUUGUGGAGGAUGAUUCUGAAAGAAAGCUAGUUGUAGUCUCUGCAAUGUCAAAGGUCACAGAUAUGAUGUAUGAUCUAAUUUACAAGGCGCAGUCACGGGAUGAUUCUUAUGAAUCUGCGCUCGAUGCUGUUAUGGAAAAGCACAAGUUAACAGCAUUUGAUCUCCUUGAUGGAGAUGACCUUGCUAGAUUUUUAACUAGGCUGCAACAUGAUGUUAAUAACCUCAAAGCAAUGCUUCGUGCAAUAUACAUAGCUGGUCAUGCCACCGAAUCUUUUUCGGAUUUUGUUGUGGGACAUGGAGAGCUAUGGUCAGCUCAGCUGUUGUCAUUUGUAAUAAGAAAGAAUGGGGGUGACUGUAAUUGGAUGGACACACGAGAUGUUCUUGUUGUAAAUCCUGCUGGAUCUAAUCAAGUCGAUCCUGAUUAUUUGGAAUCUGAGAAGAGACUUGAGAAAUGGUUCUCCAGCAACCAGUGUCAGACAAUUGUUGCUACAGGUUUUAUAGCUAGCACGCCUCAAAAUAUACCUACAACUUUGAAAAGAGACGGAAGUGACUUUUCUGCCGCUAUAAUGGGUGCUUUAUUAAGGGCUGGUCAAGUCACGAUUUGGACUGAUGUUAAUGGUGUAUAUAGUGCAGAUCCUCGAAAAGUUAGUGAGGCUGUGGUAUUAAAGACAUUGUCUUAUCAAGAAGCCUGGGAGAUGUCAUAUUUUGGGGCUAAUGUGUUACAUCCCCGUACUAUCAUUCCUGUGAUGCGAUAUGACAUUCCAAUUGUAAUAAGAAAUAUAUUCAACCUAUCUGCUCCGGGAACAAUGAUAUGCCGAGAAUCUGUAGGCGAAACUGAAGAUGGGUUAAAAUUGGAAUCUCAUGUCAAAGGAUUUGCUACUAUUGAUAAUCUGGCACUCAUUAAUGUUGAAGGAACUGGAAUGGCUGGUGUUCCUGGUACAGCUAGUGCAAUUUUUGGUGCUGUCAAGGAUGUGGGAGCUAAUGUUAUAAUGAUAUCUCAGGCUAGCAGUGAGCAUUCUAUUUGCUUUGCUGUGCCUGAGAGUGAAGUGAAAGCUGUUGCUAAAGCUUUGGAGGCCAGAUUUCGUCAAGCUUUAGAUGCUGGUCGUCUUUCCCAGGUUGCUAUUAUUCCAAACUGUAGCAUCUUGGCAACAGUUGGCCAAAAGAUGGCAAGUACUCCUGGCGUGAGUGCUACACUUUUCAAUGCGCUUGCAAAGGCCAAUAUAAACGUUCGUGCUAUAGCCCAGGGCUGUACAGAGUAUAAUAUCACUGUAGUUCUCAGUCGAGAAGAUUGUGUGAGGGCUUUGAAAGCUGUCCAUUCAAGAUUUUAUCUGUCGAGAACCACAAUAGCAGUGGGUAUUGUCGGACCUGGAUUAAUCGGAGCUACUUUACUUGACCAGCUCAGGGAUCAGGCAGCAAUCCUCAAGGAAAAUUCUAAAAUUGAUUUGCGUGUUAUGGGUAUCACCGGAUCGAGAACAAUGCUUCUGAGCGAAACGGGAAUCGAUUUAAGUAGAUGGAGAGAAGUCCAAAAAGAGAAAGGGGAAACAGCUGACCUAGAAAAAUUUGUACAACAUGUGCGUGGAAAUCAUUUUAUUCCAAGCACUGUUAUAGUAGAUUGUACAGCAGACUCUGAAGUGGCAAGUCACUACCAUGACUGGUUGUGUAGGGGAAUUCAUGUCGUUACCCCAAAUAAGAAGGCAAAUUCAGGACCCCUUGAUCAGUAUUUGAAGUUGAGAGCUCUCCAGCGGCGAUCCUACACACACUAUUUUUAUGAAGCUACUGUUGGUGCUGGUCUCCCGAUCAUAACCACUUUGCAGGGACUUCUUGAAACCGGGGACAAGAUAUUGCGAAUUGAAGGCAUUUUCAGCGGGACUCUUAGUUACAUAUUCAACAACUUCAAGAGUACAACAUCUUUUAGUGAAGUGGUAAGUGAGGCAAAAGCGGCAGGGUAUACUGAACCAGAUCCAAGGGAUGAUCUAGCCGGAACUGAUGUUGCUAGAAAGGUAAUAAUUCUUGCUAGAGAAUCUGGAUUAAAGCUCGAACUGUCUGAUAUUCCUGUACAGAGCCUUGUUCCAGAACCACUAAGGGAUAUUGCGUCAGCCGAAGAAUUUCUGCUACAGCUACCACAGUUUGAUUCAGAUAUGACCAGAAAACGAGAGGAUGCUGAAAAUGCGGGGGAAGUUCUAAGGUACGUUGGGGUGGUGGAUGCUGUAAAUCAAAAAGGUGUUGUUGAAUUGAAAAGAUACAAAAAAGAGCACCCGUUCGCACAGCUUUCUGGGUCCGAUAACAUCAUUGCUUUCACAACUGAAAGAUACAACAAGCAACCUCUAAUAAUUCGAGGUCCCGGUGCUGGGGCAGAGGUGACAGCUGGUGGAGUAUUCAGUGAUAUUUUGCGGCUUGCUUCAUAUCUUGGUGCACCAUCAUAAUCCAUUAGUUGAGCUCUCAAUGUUUUACCCUUUGUCAGUCCAAAUUAUGUUAUAGAAUUUAGGGAGCUUUUGCCUAUUAUUAGGUUAGUAUAAAAACACUCUUCUACACUGCAUAAGAGAACACUUCCUGCAAUUUGGGUUUCUUUAGUGGCUUUCUAGCCUACCCAAAUGUGACAUAGUCUCGACGAUGCAGAGUUCAUAGAAUUGCUACAAUGGGAUGUAUUAUAGAACCAAGCCAAUUAAAAGGUGUAGAAGCAUCCUUAUUUGGUACGGGAAUUACGCAUUAAUAAUGCCAAAGUGUUGUAACA